Diaporthe citri is the source of this 717-nucleotide messenger RNA. RefSeq lists its product as uncharacterized. The record is from RefSeq and is a predicted model, not a curated record. The transcript has 2 exons. NCBI's taxonomy places the organism in Eukaryota, Fungi, Ascomycota, Sordariomycetes, Diaporthales, Diaporthaceae. The coding region runs from base 1 to 717 and encodes 238 amino acids.
AUGGCGGCAGCCAAGGCCGCCAAAGAGUCGAAGAAGCCGAAGGCAGAGGAGCCUCAGCCCAGCCUGGCUGUGACGCCUCCUGCUCUUCCAGGACACGUCGAUGGCCUGAGCCUCGACGCUCGACAGGAAAUCCUGCGAUGCAACGCCAAGGUCAUCGUCGGCUAUGGCACACUUGAGGCGUUUUACCCUCUGGUCGAGCAUGUCAGCCUGGCCCUGCUUCAGCACUACGUUCCCCAAAUCGUCGACAACUUCAAGCACACCACGGCGAUUGGAGACAUCAUCCUUCUCCCUGACGACAUGACCCUCGUGACCGAGCGGGGAUUGAGAUACGUGUUUGUCAACAUGAGGAGGGAGGUAGAGUGGGGCAGCUAUGCGAGCAGCCACUUCACCAAGGACAAGAAGGACCAGGCCACCUAUACGAUGCGCCCCUGCCGCAACCCCGUGGACAUGAUCCACGGUCUUCACACCCUGAGGGCCUUCGGUCUCAGCUACGAUGCCGAGUUCCUCGCUAUGCCAGACGGCCCGAUCAUCUCCGCUCUGGAGCGUAGGGCCGUGGAGUGGUCUGGGAACCUGUGGACUCUCAAGAGGUUCCUGAACACCGUGGAUCGGGAGCUCCUGGGGGAUCCGGACCGGCACCUCCUCGCCCGGGCCUGGGAUGCCUACGACAAGCGGGUUCAGGCUCAGCCUCCUCGCAAGACUUCCGGCCAGAACGCCUGA